AGGCAGGGUCUGACAGUGUGAGAGAUGAGGCUGAGCUGCCACUGCUUCAUCUCUGUCUCUCCCUACAGUUCCAGGAGCUCUGCAAUUCUGAUGGAUGAAAUUAGUUUGAUUCAAAGCUGGUCCAGGUAUAAUAACAAGGUCCAAGCCCUCCAGCAAACACUUGGACUUCCCUCAUGGCAAAAUUCAGAGAUGAAUGAAACGGAACCCAGGUGGGACACAUAUGAGUUACAAGUGCAAGCUCUUAAGAAAAAGCUAGGACUUUUUUCAUAUGACAACCCAGAGCUUACAUUUCGUAAGUCCGGCUGUCCACAAGCAGAUGACACCUCCAGGAAAAUAUCUCUGGCUGGCAAGCGGCACAAGACGGGAAGAGAGCUGCAUAGAGAGGCUGUAAAACAUUUUGCACCUUCUGCUGUUCAGUCAAUGAUGGAAAGUUACUCUGAAGACCCACAGGUAAAAGUGUCCGGUGCCCCUCCGAUGCAAGACAUGGCUGACAAGGUUGUGAUCAGGAGAAGUAUGGCUCAUGCACAGAGGCAGAAGAACUAUGGUGAAACUAUCAGAAAACUAGAAGCAGCCAAAGAACAUCUGAAGAAAGAGCUGAAGACUCUGGAAGCACAACACGAGUACUUUGGAAAUGGGGGAAUGUCACAGGCUGCAACACCUAUCACUCUCAGACAAGAAAUUGAGAAUGCAAAUCCGGUAGGCACUGACCUUCUAAAAGGCUUAGAUAUGGAUGAGUAUUUGCUGGAUGAAGUAGUAGAAGAAGUAAUGAGUGCCAAUUUAUCUUACCAGCCCCAAAACAUGCAUCCUGGUAAAACAAAACAACUACAAAAAAUAAUGUUAGAAAUAUCUGUAGAUCGUGCUGUCCUUCUUACCGAAGAGGAACUUAUUCUGGAGGAAGGAUUGGGUGCACAGCCGUUUUUGAUCUAAUCAUUAGACACAGUAUAUAAACCCUGUCUCUUCACCCAUACAAACCACCUUUGAAAAAGCUGCAGGACCUGCAGCGAAACGCGUCAGGGACCAAGCUUUUGGGGGCUAUCACCUAUUGGAAAUUUGCUGCCACGUGUAUCCGGACCAGGACUGGACAUUGUGCCUAAUAAUAGGACUUUUGGAACACUCUACCCAACUGAACCACCACCACUCCUUGACAAUGAAGGAGACACCGCGAUGCAGUGAGGACCCAUAAUAAACAACUUGAAGGGACUCUAUUUCCUCCAGCGGCUAAAUUGUGGUAACUAAUCAUCAUCCCACAGACUGCGCCGUCAGUCCAGGGUUGGUCAUUCAUUUGUGCACUAUCCAGUCUAUAUCAAUUGGGAACGGACUACACAGAUAGCAGGCAGUUUAUUGUGAUCCCUCAAUUUUUUAGCAAAUCAUUUUUAUUCAUUACGUAAUCCAUUUUAUAUUUUAUU
This is a messenger RNA of Pseudophryne corroboree (corroboree frog), 1406 nucleotides long. RefSeq lists its product as uncharacterized. The record is from RefSeq and is a predicted model, not a curated record. Lineage: Eukaryota; Metazoa; Chordata; Amphibia; Anura; Myobatrachidae. The transcript has 11 exons. The coding region runs from base 25 to 927 and encodes 300 amino acids.